Messenger RNA from Cyprinodon tularosa, 3028 nucleotides. It is a transcript of the gene mapk9, whose product is annotated as mitogen-activated protein kinase 9. The transcript is spliced from 12 exons. Gene Ontology annotation, molecular function: JUN kinase activity; ATP binding. The record is from RefSeq and is a predicted model, not a curated record. Gene Ontology annotation, cellular component: nucleus; cytoplasm. Gene Ontology annotation, biological process: protein phosphorylation; JNK cascade. NCBI's taxonomy places the organism in Eukaryota, Metazoa, Chordata, Actinopteri, Cyprinodontiformes, Cyprinodontidae. Bases 259 to 1521 code for a protein of 420 amino acids.
GUCACCUUCCUUCGGCGCUCUGGCUCUGCUGGUUUCGGCUCCUCUGAGCUUCUGCUGCCGCUGCUUAGAGUUUCGCUCGGAACCAGAGCUCUUUCUGCCUCUUACUGGUCGUGACUGUGGUCCUUUUUUUAAACACAAUUCUCUGAAAUUAUUCGUAAAAAGGGGGGAGAGAGUUUGACCCACGUUUUGGAUGCAUGGGAGCUUCCUGGGAGCGGCGAAAGGAGAAGAUUGUGCUGCUGGUCCUCACUGCUCGGCACGAUGAGUGAGACGGAGGGUCAGUUCUACAGUGUCCAGGUGGGGGACUCCACCUUCACUGUGCUCAAACGCUACCAGCAGCUCCGUGCCGUUGGCUCCGGGGCCCAAGGCAUUGUCUGCUCUGCCCUGGAUACGGUCCUUGGUAUACCAGUGGCUGUGAAGAAGCUCUGUCGGCCCUUUCAGAACCAGACCCAUGCAAAGCGAGCCUACAGGGAGCUGGUGUUGCUCAAAUGUGUCAACCACAAAAAUAUCAUCCGUCUGAUCAAUGUUUUCACGCCUCAGAAGUCUCUGGAGGAGUUCCAGGAUCUCUAUCUAGUGAUGGAGCUCAUGGAUGCCAGUUUAUGUCAGGUGAUCCACAUGGACCUAGACCAUGAGAGGAUGUCCUACCUGCUCUAUCAGAUCCUUUGUGGCAUCAGGCACCUGCACUCAGCUGGGAUCAUCCACAGGGAUCUGAAGCCCAGCAACAUUGUGGUGAAGUCUGAUUGCACUCUGAAAAUCCUUGACUUUGGUCUGGCGAGGACGGCUUGCACAAACUUUAUGAUGACCCCCUAUGUAGUUACCAGAUAUUACCGCGCCCCGGAGGUAAUUCUGGGCAUGAAGUAUAAGGAGAACGUGGACAUCUGGUCAGUGGGGUGCAUCAUGGGAGAGAUGGUAAAGGGCAGCGUCAUCUUCCAAGGCACUGAUCACAUUGACCAGUGGAAUAAAGUGAUUGAGAUUCUGGGUACGCCAAGUCUAGAGUUUAUGAACCGACUCAUGGAGACCGUCAGGAACUAUGUGAUGAACAAGCCGCAGUAUCCAGGCGUCAGCUUCACAGACCUGUUUCCAGAUUGGGCUUUUCCGUCUGAGUCUGAGCAAGACAAAGUGAAAACUGCUCAGGCACGAGACCUGCUCUCCAAAAUGCUGGUCAUUGAUCCUGAAUGUCGUAUAUCUGUCGAAGAAGCCCUUCACCACCCCUACAUCCAUGUGUGGUACGACCCUGCAGAGGCCGACGCGCCUCCGCCCCAGAUCUCAGAUAAACAGCUGGAAGAGAGGGAGCAUUCCAUCGAGCAGUGGAAAGAACUUAUUUAUGAAGAAGUAAUUGACUGGGAGGAGAGGAACAAGAACGGUCUAAUGAAAGAAGACUGCUCAGAUGUGCCGUUGGGUUCCGCUUCCCAGUCCUCCUCCGCCAAUGACAUCUCAUCCAUGUCCACAGAGCACACGCUGGCGUCAGACACGGACAGCAGCAGCAUCGACACGCUGACGGGGCCCCUCGAUGAGGCCCAGUGAAUCUGUGGCCCCGCAGGCGUCUGACUCAUCAAAAAAAUAUUCAAAAUAUCGAUCUUCUGUUUAGGUUUUAUCCGUCUUGCUUGUGUUUCUCUUCUAAUGAAAAUAUAUUUUUUUUGUUUGUUUACCAUUUGUGAUCUGGAGGAUCAUGUUUGGGACUGUUGCCUUGAGGUCAAAAAAAAAAAAAGAGAGAGAGAACUCUGUUUUCUUUUUCUCUGUGAAUGUUAAACCUGAUCAUCUAUACGGUUUGUGGGGUGGGUGGGGAAUUAGAGGUUUGCAUCGUAUGCCUUUGUUUUAGUAGUUUUUAUUUUUUGAAAAUAUCAAAAGUUUUUGUCAUCAAAUGAGAGCAGACAGACGGAACAGUUGUUUGCCGCUCUCUGUUGCAUGCAACGCCAAAAAGAACAAAAAGCUGAUCGGCCACCUUAAGUUCCUCUAAUGGUCCAUGGCGGAUUUUAUGAAUUUGAACCUUUAGCACCCUGAUGGUAUUGCAGAUGUUCACAGUGGUGCUAGCUGUGCUGAAAUGUGUCGUGUUUUUCAUGAGCCAUCACGUGUGUGUGGAUUUCCGGCGUUUUACUCCUGACAGCAGGAAGAUGCUGUAGUUUCAGUGUUAGUUUUGUUUCUAGCUAUAUCGUACUGUAUGUAGACACAGGAUCAGCCCGUAUCAUUUGAGGUACUGACAGUUCAUUUCUUUAAGCAGAUCAUCAUCCUAUAAAUCUAAAAGAGGCAUAGUGAUUCAUGUAUUUAUAAAUAUAUAUAUAUUCUUUUUUUUUCUUGCAAAAGUUUGCACACAAGCCACUAUAUGGUAUGUAGGCCUCUUGUUAGAAGCAUCUUAAAGUAAAAGCAUGGGCUGCUGUUUUUCUAAAGCAUUCCUUUAGCAUUGGGAGAGGUGAAAAAUUAGUGAUAAUCAGAUUAUACGUGGAAAGGCAGCACAAAACGAAGAGAUGUUUACUUUGCAUGAUGAUCAGACACCUUCAGGAUGCUGUGAGUCUAAUAGAAUCCAUCCAGAUCUGUUUAUUUUGUUUAUACCCUAGCGUUAUCUUUAUGCUAAUGAUGGAGCAUUGUUUGUUUUAUUUUUGUUUUUUUCCUUUAAGACUGUAUGUGAUAUAAAAAGUGUGCAGUGCAGCACUGCUUUUAUUUCCUAUAGAUUAAUUCUUAUAGUCUGAAUUUUCCUCAUGUUGUCGUGGAAGAGUCUGUUAGGGAAGUUUGCCCAGGAACAAGGGGAUAAAAGAUCAUUUUACAUGAGCUGCAGAGCUGCUUUUUGCUUAAAUGAUUGCACCGUUUGUUGAAGAAUCGGUUUUAUGACACUAUGGAGUCACUUAAGCACCACAUUGUUCACCAUCAUGAUUUUUAUUCUUUCUGUCAUGCCUUAUCCUGACGAGCGGCCAACUUAUUCUCUAAAUCCUUAGUUCUCUAUUUGAGCUUUUCCGAGAUGUAUGACUGCAAUGACAAUGUUAGCACUUGGCCAACAUCUUUACCCAAACUCCAAAUAAUAAAGUGGACAUCAGUGAUC